Messenger RNA from Paramecium sonneborni, 933 nucleotides. Lineage: Eukaryota; Ciliophora; Oligohymenophorea; Peniculida; Parameciidae. The record is from the annotation of a GenBank genome assembly.
AUGAAUAGCAACAAACUAAUAAAAACUUAGUAAAACAAUUAAUCCUAAGGGAAGGAGGAAUCCACUAGACAUCUAAGUGAGAUCUUAGGAAUGAAAUACACCCAAAUUAAGUAACCUCCUUAUUAAACUAUCAACUUUAGAAGCCUUAGAUAAAGGUUUGGAUUAAUUUAAGAUAAAUUUCCUUUACCACUUAAAUUUGAAUAAUUAUUAAAAACCAUGAGAACUAUCGAGAUUACUUAUUGGAAGAAAUAAAAACCUAUCACUUAUGAAUUUAAAACUAAUGCUUUCAGGAUCUUAUAAAUUAGAUAAUUAUUAAAACUUGAUAUAGAGCUUUAUUAAAUUAAAAUUGCAGAAAAAUCUGUUUAAAUUGUUCCUAAAGAUGUUCUAAUUCAAAAUUUACCUUCAUUUAAACCGUUUGUUCAUUAGUUACCUUCUGUCUUUGAAAGUAGAAUAACAAGAGUCAGAAAUAUUUUAGAUAAGUUAGUGCAAACUGUUCAUGAAAAUUACCUCCAUAUUAUAAACUAAUAGGAUUUUAAAGAACAAUCAAUUAAAUUCAAAAUUUAUCAUCCUACAUUUGAUUUAAACUUAGUCCCAGAUAUCCUUCCAUUAUAAGUACCACUACAAAUAUAUACUGAAGAAGAAAAAGUUUAACUUCAACAAAUAAUCGAAAAUACUAUUUAAUAUUUUAAUAAACGAGCAGUCUCUUUUAUGUUCUACCAUAACUUAAUUAAUUAUUUGUUAAGUAAAAUAGAAAUGAAUAAAGAUAAAAUGGUUAAAUAAAUUCAUUUUUUGAUGGAAAUUCAGCCAGAUUUUUUACAGAUAACAAAUUAAAAAAAAGAAUAACUCAGAGUAAAAUGGAUAAUAUAAAUUAAUAAAUAAAGCACUGUAGAAAAUUAAAUUCAUUAAUUGAAAAACUUAUUUUUAUUGAUUUGA